AUGCCCUCGAGUUACAAUGUGAGAUCCAGGGCGAGGGAGCGAAACAACGUCCUGGGGAGACCUGAGUUCAUGUCCCUGAACCAGCCGCCCGCAAGAAGCGGAGGCCCAUCUGAAAGCCGAGGCAGUGCAAGGCGAGCCGGUCAAAUCAAACACCAAACAAGCCAGUCAUGUGAAGAACCUACCGACAGCGGCAGCAAGGACAGGAGAGAGUCCAGCAAAAUGCCAGAGGAAGACUGUAUGCAGCUGAACCCUUCAUUCAAGGGAAUAGCGAUGAACUCCCUCCUCGCCAUUGAUAUCUCUCUGUCCAAGCGCAUGGGGGUGUGCGCCUACACGUCGUCCUCGUGGGGAGGCUGCCGCUCCAUGGUCGGCCUGUUAGCAUUUACAGGGCACGGCAUCACGUGGAUCAUUGGCACCAUAGUGUGUCUCACGAGAAGUAACACUCUGGCUGGGCAAGAGGUCCUGGUCAACCUGCUGCUUGCCCUCAUCCUUGACGUCAUGACUGUGGCUGGGGUCCAGAGACUGGUGAAGCGCAGAGGACCCUGGGAGAUGAUGCCAGGCUUCAUGGACUGUGUCGCCAUGGACAUGUACUCCUUUCCUGCUGCACAUGCCAGCCGGGCUGCCAUGGUCUCCAAGUUCUUGCUGUCCCACCUGGUCCUGGCUGUGCCGCUUCGCAUCCUGUUGGUGCUCUGGGCCUUCCUGGUGGGCAUUUCCCGGGUGGUGCUGGGGAAACACCACCUUACAGAUAUGGUGUGUGGCUUUGCUCUGGGCUUGUUCCACUUUAGUUUGAUGGAGACAGUGUGGCUCUCAUCAAAUACCUGCCAGACUCUUAUUUCCAUAAGCACCUUCAGCUGGAGCCCAUUUUUCUGAGCUUUUGACAUGAGGAUAGCACACAGGGCUCAUUUGAUACUUGCAAUGUCAAGGAC
Scomber scombrus (Atlantic mackerel) is the source of this 923-nucleotide messenger RNA. Its product is annotated as inactive phospholipid phosphatase 7. The coding region runs from base 1 to 867 and encodes 288 amino acids. Gene Ontology annotation, molecular function: sphingosine-1-phosphate phosphatase activity. The record is from RefSeq and is a predicted model, not a curated record. The transcript is spliced from 2 exons. NCBI's taxonomy places the organism in Eukaryota, Metazoa, Chordata, Actinopteri, Scombriformes, Scombridae. Gene Ontology annotation, cellular component: nuclear envelope.